Messenger RNA from Cercopithifilaria johnstoni, 375 nucleotides. Lineage: Eukaryota; Metazoa; Nematoda; Chromadorea; Rhabditida; Onchocercidae. The record is from the annotation of a GenBank genome assembly.
AUGGAAAGCAUUGAUGGAACAGUCGCGGCAUAUCGUUUUCCUUUCCUGCUGGCUGGAGACAGCGUUGUUUUCAAGUCGUUCUCUGAUUAUUACGCUGUCUCUUACAUGGAUCUAAAGGAAGGACUACAUUAUUUCCACUUUAAUAAUUCCACUCUUAUUGAACAAAUCAAAUGGGCAAGGACAGAAGAUCAUAACAAGACAUUAAACGCAAUGAAUCAAUUUGUGCUGCAGCAUCUUCAACCUCUCGAUAUUUACUGCUAUUAUGCCGAUUUUGUGCAGACAUUAAACGCAAUGAAUCAAUUUGUGCUGCAGCAUCUUCAACCUCUCGAUAUUUACUGCUAUUAUGCCGAUUUUGUGCAGGUUCUUCCCUUAUAA